Pediculus humanus corporis (human body louse) is the source of this 756-nucleotide messenger RNA. RefSeq lists its product as uncharacterized. The record is from RefSeq and is a predicted model, not a curated record. NCBI's taxonomy places the organism in Eukaryota, Metazoa, Arthropoda, Insecta, Psocodea, Pediculidae. Bases 1 to 756 code for a protein of 251 amino acids. The transcript is spliced from 5 exons.
AUGUCGGAAAAUUUAUUUUUUUUUUUUAUCGAGCGUAAAGAAAUAAAACAAACAUCUCACGGAGAAUUAAAAACUUUAUUAAAUUCAUCUAAAAAAAUUCAAAACAAAGAAACAAUUUUACAGAAAACAGGCGUACAAAGAUAUACGGAAUUUCCAUCAUUAAGAUAUAGCGCGACCCCAAAUCAAACGAGUUUUUCUUUAAGAAAUUCCGGUCCCCUAAGAUUAAGUUUCGGCACUGAAAAUAAUUAUAGAAAAAGUAAAUCGUGUGAAAUUACAUCGUCAUCGAAAAUAUAUAAAGAUGACAUUAAAAAUGAUUGUAACGGGGAUGUUACACCUGUUCGAAGGGUUCAUUUUGCCGAAUUGCCACCCAAAAGUAAUUCGGUCAUCGUGUCAAGUUCACCACGAUUCGCGCGUUACGGUCUUUCAACCUCCGCAAGUUUUCCAUUUCCAAUUAAAAUUCACGGACUCAAAUUGGAAAAUAAUCAUGGCGGCGGUGAAUCCGUUAAAUGUUCAAAUGUAAUUGUUAAUUCAAAACAAAAUCAAACUACGAACGUUCGUUGUCAUAGCGAAACGUUUAAAACUCGCCGAUCAAACCUGAAUCAAAUCAAUCAUACAACGCAAUUACCGGAAAUAUUGAGAGCGGCUAAAGAUGGCAACGACGAUGAAGUUACGGAAAUUCUUAGAAAGGCAUCCAUUUUUGGUAUACCAUCGGAUGAACUUAAUGCCGUCGACGGAAGCGGAAGGAGUGUGAAAUAA